AUUUAAUUUUAUUUAUUCGUCCGCAUGGUGCUCUACUUCCACAACUCUCACACGUUCCCGCACACCUUCGAGACUGCCACGCUGGCGUACUUUAACCGCUACCCGAACCCGUACGCGUCGCACGUGCUCUCCAUCGACACAAUCGACCGCCAUAUCGACGCCGAAGGCCGUCUCCACCAGACGAAGCUCAUCGUGAAGACCGGCCGGCUGCCCAAGUGGGUCAAGCCGUUUCUGGGCAAGAUCUCCACGUCCUGGAUCAUCGAGCGCACCGUCGUCGACCCAAGCAGCCAGACAAUGCAAACGUACACCCGCAACCUCGACCACACCAAGAUCAUCCAGAUCCAGGAAUACAACCAGUACACCUUCGACCGCGAGCUGAAUCAGACCACAAACAACACCACGGUCACGUUUUCGUCCGGGUUCCAGGGCCUCGGCAUCAAGAACCGCAUCGAACGGUGGUCGCAGUCGAAAUUCGCCGAAAAUCUGAAAAAGUCUCGCCAGGGCCUGCGCUACGUGAUGGACUCCAUCAGGGAUAGACUCCAUCUCCUGCAAAAAGCAUGAGUUACUCUAUUCAGGCAAAGCUCAAGUCCCAGCCUAGUCGGCGCACAAUCUCGUACCAGUCGACCCACCGCUCGCCAUUCGAGUUCACCUUCCACACCUCUCUCAUCACCAGCCGGCACCGCACAAUGUUUUUCCACCGGUAUCGUUUCACCACGUCGUCGAUGCGUGCCUCCAUCUGCUCCCGGUCCGCGUACACACAGUUCAUCCCGGCUAUGAACACCGGGAAGCAGAUGCACGCCUCCAGCCGCGUCCCCACCAGGAUGUCCAGCGACGCCGUCAAUUGGUACACCAGAUACUGCAUUUCCAUCGAGCCCGGGUUCAUGCGCAGCACAGACUGCCGAAGGUGGAUCUUGGCUGCCAGCUGGAACGCCUCGAACAUGGUCAGCUGCAGCUCGAAGUCCGACGGGUCCAUGUCGUUCAUCAGUAUAUAGUUUGGCGAAGCCUCGUUCAAUUUGGAGUCCAGAGCGUAGCACUCGUGCAUGAUUUUGUCGUAGACCUCCGCCAUGCGUUGCGGCCGUUUUUGCGUGUCUCCGCAGUCCUCGCUCAGCGGCACCUCGUGGUCGUGGUAUUGUUUUAGCGUCUGCCGCGUUUUCACCGCCAGCUGGUUGAUCUCCGCCAGUAUCUUAAACACCGGCGACGAAAGCCCGUGCAACGGGUCCAGAAAUCGGAUCCGGUUCGAGGCUAUCCACAUAUCCUCGUAUUCCUCGAGCGCAAAGUGCAGCUGGCGAUCUUCCACAAUCGCCGCAGACAUCAUGUCGUGGUAUGCGUAGUUGGUCACCAGAAAGUGCUCAUCCUUGCACCCGUUGAAAAACCGGAUUCCGCCCUUCUUCUUGAUCAAACUCGCGCCGUAGUGCAGGUACUUGGCCCAUUUGCUCACGUCGCCCUUGCAAAUUUCCACCCCGCAGAGGAUCAUCAGCGCAGCCAGCCGCAAAUUGAUCAUGUCUGAAAAAUUCAGCUUCGACAUGGCCAUAGAGUCGUCAAACUCGUCCGUCUCCUUCGUCACCAGCUCCUCGUCCUCCACCUCCUCUGUUAGAGCCAUGUAGCUUUCUCGCGACUCGUUCGGUAGCAGUGGCCGCUCGCCAAUCACCUCGAUCGCCCGGUUGAUAUAGUACUGUCCCUGUUGUUCCAUCCUAUUGCCGCCCAGAUGGAACGCGC
This is a messenger RNA of Ogataea polymorpha, 1716 nucleotides long. RefSeq lists its product as uncharacterized. The coding region runs from base 25 to 561 and encodes 178 amino acids. Gene Ontology annotation, biological process: phospholipid transport. The record is from RefSeq and is a predicted model, not a curated record. The transcript has a single exon. Gene Ontology annotation, molecular function: phosphatidic acid transfer activity. Lineage: Eukaryota; Fungi; Ascomycota; Pichiomycetes; Pichiales; Pichiaceae. Gene Ontology annotation, cellular component: mitochondrial intermembrane space.